This is a messenger RNA of Diabrotica virgifera virgifera (western corn rootworm), 1599 nucleotides long. RefSeq lists its product as uncharacterized. The record is from RefSeq and is a predicted model, not a curated record. The transcript is spliced from 2 exons. Lineage: Eukaryota; Metazoa; Arthropoda; Insecta; Coleoptera; Chrysomelidae. Bases 395 to 1231 code for a protein of 278 amino acids.
CACGCAACAAAAAAUCCCCACGAAGUAGAAGUGAAAUCACUUCAAGAGUUUUUGAACAAUAUUCCAAAAAUGGAAUCCCAUUAUUGCCGCAAAAGUUCGGCAAAGCUUUAUUUGUUACCAGAAUGGACCUCAAAAAAAGCCUUGUACAAUUUCUACACAUUAGACUGGUGCACGCCACGGAAUAUCACUCCUCUCUCAAUUGCUAAAUUUAGCAACACUUUAGAAAUUGAAAAUAUAUCACUGUUCAAGCCAAAAAAAAGAUGAAUGCGAAAAGUGCCUCUCUCACAAACUCGGAAAUAUACCUGACACAGAACACAAGGAGCACAUAGAAAGAAAGAAUGAAGCUAGACUUGAAAAAGAACAGGAUAAAAAUAAAGAAGAAUUUGUAUUCACAAUGGACACGCAAGCUGUGCUAUUGGCACCCAAAUCUAAUGUGUCAUCUCUAUAUUAUAAAACUAAGAUAUGCACGCACAAUUUCUGUAUAUUUAAUAUAAAAAAUAAAGACGGAUUUUGUUAUCUCUGGAACGAGACCGAAGGUGGGUUAUCCUCUGACAAUUACGCUACCAUAAUUGUCAAGUUCAUCACGGAGAAACUUUUGCCGAGUAUCCACAGAGAACCUGGACAGGAUACUAAAAUUAUAUUGUACAGUGAUGGUUGUACAGCUCAAAAUAGAAACGUAAUAUUGGCAAAUGCAUUACUAAACGUGGCAACAUUAAACAAUGUCACAAUUCAGCAGAAGUAUCUAGAGGUAGGCCAUACUCAGAUGGAAGCGGACUCGAUGCAUGCCACCAUAGAGAGGAAACUGAAAAACAAAAUAAUUCAUAUACCAGCUGAAUAUGCAGAAGUUUGUGUUGGAGCUCGCAAAAAUCCUAAACCUUACAACGUAUCUUACCUAACCCAUGAAUUUUUUAAAUCUUUCGCAAGUUUACAGUUUUAUAAGUCAAUAAGACCAGGGAAAGCCAUAGGAGAUGCCAAGGUCACAGAUAUUCGUGCCCUACAAUAUAAACAAGGGAACCUGUACUUUAAGUUACGGUUUACAGAUGAAUGGCAGUUACUGCCACAGCGAUGUGAUAAAAGGGUCUCAGUUAAACCUAUUGAAAGCUUACCGAAUCUUCAUGAAAAUCGGCUUAAAAUAAGUAGUCGUAAAUUUAAAGACUUACAACAACUAAAAAGUACCUUGCCGGUGGACUACAGGGACUACUACGACAAUGUGCCACAUGAAGACUCAUAAAUAAAAUACUCUAUGGUGUAAUAAAAAUAAAAUACUUGAUUAUAAAAUAAAAAUACAAAAAUAAACUUACAGUUUGAUUUAAUUUUCCUAUAGAGGUUCCAUAAUACGAUGCAGAGAAAAGUGGGUAACUCCGAUUAUUUACUGUUUUCUUUUAAUUACAAAGAGGGUAACUCCAAAAAUUUAAAUAAUUGCUAUUUAAUCAAAAUAUUUUUUUAAGCUUUUUAGUAAAUUCAAAGUGCAAUAUAAAUAGGCAGCAAAUGGAUUUUUGGAAUAUUGAUAUUGUAAGUAUUAAUUUUUUUAAGAAGUUUUUUUGUGUUCCUGUAAAGUUUUAAAAAACGGAGUUAGCCGCUGUGCAAGUUAAGCCAUCG